ACCUCAACUUCAAGCGCUGGGAAAAAAUACCACGGCAAGGCAUCUGAUGCUACGAGGAGCAGCAAAGAUCUCUAAGGGGAAGCUGCGUUACGCGCUCAGCGUGUGUGAUCUCUAUCGCCGGAGAGAAACGAUGGAGGCUUGCAAGAAGAAUUCGGGAAUCUGGGAUUGAAGGAGGACCUACUGGACUCUCCUUUUGGAUUUGGUUGAUUUUUCUUUCCCCCCUUUUUUAGAAUUCGGAUAUUAUAUUUUUCAAAAUGCCAUUUGCGAAACGGAUCGUGGAGCCACCGCUUCUGUGUAGGCAUCCAAUUCCAAAUGAUGAGGGCUUGCUAUUCGAGGAUUUGUGUUCAAUCAACAAUGUGGUUCUUUCCCGGACCUUGCGGCAGCUUUCCGACCUGGCCAAACAUGCCUGCUCCUUAUUUGAAGAGUUGGAGAACGAGAUAAUUUCCACGAAUCAACGGGUUUGGGUUCUACAGAAUAAAAUAGGCAAGAUACAACAAGCUGCUAGCGCGUUAGAUCCCAAACAGGAGCCAGUGCCUGUGUCCAACCUGGACGUGGAGAGCAAGCUGACGUCACACUACCAGGCUCCCUGGCACCUCCAGCACAAUGUGUUCCACCCCUCCUCACGGCCAACCUGCGUCCAAGACCUCCACCGCCACGCCAAGCAGAACCUGCGAGCUCUCCAUAGAGACCAACAGCAGAGGCAAAGGUCCACCAGCCGGGAGCGUCAUCAAGUGACCAUCUCCAUCUCAGUGGCGCCCCCUAUGCCUACCUACCCUUCACCACGCACCCUACGGCGGAGAGAACAGAGGGGUCGGCACGCACACACGGAGAGGGCCGUGAGAGAGUCUGAGAUCCAGACCGCUCAGAGAAAGGAGAGACCUGCAAGAGAAGCAGAGAUUCAGUGUGUACCACGAAAGUUUGCCCGACCCCGCCCCUCAUCCCCCACACAGUGCUGCUUCUUCAUCCCUUGGAGCAGAAAGGCAGCCUCUGCUACAGACAAAGAUGCAGAGGUCUCGACUCUGGGUCACAGACCCAAAUGUCCAGUGCCAAACCCACCCUCCACCCUGGACAAGCAGACUAACUGGUCCAAGGCACUGCCUCUGCCGACGCCGCAAGAGAGGAUGAAAAAUGACCCCCACGUCAUCUCAUCCAGCAUCAUCCCCAUCAAUGUCUCUGGAGUGGGCUUUGACCGUGAAGCCAGUGCCCGCUGCUCGCUUGUCCACUCUCAGUCCGUUCUCCAGCGUCGGCGGAAACUACGACGGAGGAAAACCAUCACGGGCAUUCCAAGACGAGUGCAACAGGACAUGGAUUCUGAUGAAUCUCCUGUUGCCAGAGAAAGAACUGUGAUCAUCCACGCCAACCCACAACUGUCCCUGUGCCACGACGAGCUCUCCAUCUGCAGCCGCCUCAACACCAAGGACUCUGGCUGCCAGACGGACGACUGCCUGAUCGCCGCACCCUCUCGGCGCCGCAUCCGUGCCCAGCGCGGUCAGGGCAUUCCGGCCUCGUUGUCCCACUCCACCGGGAACAUCUCCUCCCUGCCCGACCGCUCCGACGGCAUGUACACCUCCGCCUCUGGAGGGCGCCUGCGUUCCCGAAGCUUGCCGCGAGAGGGUGGCCGCAUCCGCGACGAGAUGCAGGACGACAGCGACGAGGACGACGAGGAAGACGAUGAUGAGGAUGAGGACGAGGAGCUCUCCCCGUACGAGGCCGAGGACUUCCUCCCCGUGCCGGGCCAGCACAUACUGAAGGACGAGGAAGAGAGCACGGAUGACCAGGCCAUGCCGGAGCUGCAGCUGGGCAGCUUGAAGCGUGGGGUGACAAGGGCCGGCAGCCCUGACCACGGCUGGAUCGAGCGCGGCCGAUCACGACUCCCGCGCAAGGCGGACAUGGGCAGCUGUGAGAUCUCGUCCAGCUCAGAUACGUUCAGCAGCCCGAUCCACUCGGUGUCUACCACUGGGGUGCUCGGGGGCCAGAUCGACCACAAAGAGGACCACCAGUCCUCCAGCGGCAACUGGAGCGGCAGCAGCUCCACCUGUCCCUCGCAGACGUCCGAGACCCUCCCCCCGGCCUCCUCGCCCCCGCUGACCGGCUCGUCGCACUGCGACUCGGAGCUUUCGCUCAACACGGCCCCCCACAUCAUCGACGACACCACCGGCUUCAUCAUUGACCCCUACCAGAGCGACCGUGCCCAGACCCAAGGACACCGGUCCGGCUCCUUCACCGACCAGAUGGACGACGCCGGCGUGAGCACGGCCAGCGAGGGUGAGUGGAACUACGCGCAGGACCAGGCGGAGCAAGACCAGCCCUGUCCGCAGGAUUUCAGCCCCAAACGCUCCCGGGAGGACCAGGGAGGCCUGCAGUGUCCAGGCUACAAGGCCACCUACGAGGGCUUCAGCGGGAAAUCCUCGGGGGAAAUGGGGGGCGCCAACUUGCACUAUACGGAGACAGAGGGCCUCUACGCCUCCAUGCACUUUGACUGUGGUCUUAAGGAGAGCAGGAGCUACGUCUAUAACUAUGCAGCUGAAUGUGGCCCUGGCACAACCAUGGGGCUCAGCGAAGGUGGCUACGCUCAGUCUGACUACAGGGGCACUAGGGCAGGCGGACGGCAGAGUCUCUCCCUACGAAAGCCAAAGGCGAGGCCGCCCCCGCCAAAACGGAGUUCAUCGUUGAAGGAAUCGAGCAGUAUGGAAAUAUUGGACCAGAGUGAACCAAAGACACUGAUCAGUGACCAGCCCCUGCCGUUGUCUUCCAGGGAAAUGAAGCUGGACUUGGAUCUGGCCAGUUCUGUGGGUCCAGCGGAGAUGCUGGGCCUCGAGCCCGAGACCCUGGGUGCCUGGGGUGUUGAAAGUUCAAGAGAGGUGGACGAUGCGUCUCCAUUCUGUUCCAGCGACACACACUCCUUCAAAGAUGAAGGGGCCGUGCAGUCCGACUAUGCAGACCUCUGGCUCCUCAAUGACCUGAGGACCAAUGACCCCUAUCGGUCAUUGUCCAACUCCAGCACAGCCACAGGCACUACUGUUAUAGAAUGUGUCAAGUCACCAGAGAUCUCCGAGGCCCAGACUGUGCGUCCGAGUUCCAAGCCCAGUUCACCAUCACAUCCCCCCGCAGAAAAUGACUUCAAGCUCUCGUCCCCCGAGAAGUUAGCCGGCUUGGCUUCUCCUUCCAGCGGCUACUCCAGCCAGUCCGAAACACCCACCUCAUCCUUCCCCUCAGCCUUCUUCCCCAACCCGCUGUCCCCAACCAGUGGGAAGAGGAAGCCCAAAGUCCCCGAGAGGAAAUCCUCACUCUCCUCCCUGCAGCAGCAGCACCUCGCCAGCUGCUCGUCCAGACGGGACGGCGAGCCGCCCAUGGCUGUCCCUCCCUCUCACCUCGACCUAAGUGCUCUUCACAGUGGUCCCCCCAAGCCCCCGCCGUACCGGAUCCACACUCUCCACCACAACAAGCAGAGGGCAGCGGCCGCAGCCGCGGCUGCAGCAGAGGCCAGGGCUGUGGCGGCUGCUGCUGCUGCUGCUAGCGCUGCUAGUGCUGCUAGCGUUGCUAGCGCUGCGGCCAGCAUUAACUCCGCCGCUAACACAAACCCAGAUGCAGUCUGCUCAGCCCACAUGGCUAUCACACCCACCGUUCUGAGGUCAGUCCAGUUGCGCUCUGUUGGCACGAGGGAACAGGAGCAAUCCAGCACAGAGACCACCGCUAGGCCGAGGUUCCCUGCUCAGUACUCUGACAAUAGACAGGCACCAUCCUCUCGGCCCCCUGCCUACAAGUCCCAUGAUGCACCAUCUCAGGAGUUAAGUGACACUGGGGUCUCGUUAGGAGAGAGUACCCGCGCCACAGAGCCCACGCCACGACACAAGACGAGGCACCAGAGGCUUGUCCCCGGCACGUACUGGGCCAUGACAGCUUUUAGGACGCCUGUGGAGGUGACCGGGGACGAUGACGACCUUAUACCUCAGUCAGGAGCAGAGCCCGACUCCAGAAGCGGGAUAUGCAGCGCGGGAGACCUGACCGCUAGCGGAGGUCUCCAGACGGAACCCUGUACUCACAGACCCAAGCUCCAGUGGACAGACGCUGGGUCCGCCUCGUUAUGUCUGACCAGCACUAUGUCCCACCCUGCUCAGAGUGAAACAACAGCAAGCUGUGACUUUGUACUGUUCAGCAGUCCUGAUAAAGUGCCUGCCAGAACAUCGGAAGCAUCGCACACUUACAAAAUCAGCGAUGCCCGGAGCAGAGAGGAUGACUGCGAAUCUCUAGGUGUUCACACCAGAAGUGCCUCCCAGGACAAUCGAGAUGAGGGGUCAACUCCAGACACAGAGGAUUACUUCAGUAAAGACUCUACACCCAGUGACAAUUCCACCUCUCCAUUGACUGAUGACACCAAACCCGAUGAAGACGGUGUUUUCCCUUCACCAAACAGACUGCGCACAACAGAGGACCUAUUCGCCAUGAUCCACAGGUCUAAGAGGAAAGUUCUGGGCCGCAAGGACUCGGGGGAACUGUGCGUGAAAAGUCGAGUCGGGCCCCCAGCGGUCAGCAUCCCCAUUCCAAUCCCUGUCAGUGUCCCCGUGACGACGCCCAGCACGCCCACUGCCCCGCCAACCACAGCUGGCUCCCAGCGUGUCCCAGGCCCCAUCUACCGCAACGCCAAGAAGUCCAGCACCUCCAACGAGGAGUUCAAGCUGCUGCUGCUGAAGAAGGGCAGUCGCACGGACUCCAGUUACCGCAUGUCCGCCACCGAGAUCCUCAAGAGCCCCAUCGCGCCCAAGACCCCCGGAGAGCUGCUACUGGAGGGGGUCAAGCCACCCGAGGAGCCCCCGUCCCCCCUGCAGGAGUCGUCGCCAGCAGGGGGGCCAGCAGGGGGGCCAGACCCGCUGUCCAAUCCCCAGUACCCCCGUGCCAACACUGAGGGCUUCUCGCCCAAGACCCUCACCGCGACCGCGUCGUCCAGGCAGGGCCGCUCCCGCAUCCCCCCCGCGGCCAACAGCAGCCGCUACAGCACGCGCAGCCGCCUCUACACCGCCCCCAUGCAGGCCAUCUCGGAGGGGGAGACGGAGAACUCCGAUGGGAGCCCUCACGAUGACCGCUCCUCCUAGAGCUGGUUUGUUUUUAAAGAAAAUGCGUUCUCUUUGGCAGAAAACGAUAUCAUUCAGCAGAUUAGACAGAAGAGAAGGAAAUAACAGGAGGACUCAGACAAUAGACUGUGUCACACACACACACACACACACACACACUACAGACAUUUUUGUACUAAUCCCAUGUGUCAUUUGCCCAGGAGGACACUUAAAGAGGAGGGGAUAUCCUAUGUUCAACUGAAACAUUUUUAUUAUCUAAAACGUAAACUAUGAUCAAAACAUGGCUAGAGAAGAAUAAUGAGUGUUAAACAACUUACAUUUAUAUAUGAAUUAGGGAAACUUCCAUUGCAGUUUUUCAUCUGUUUUGACGUAACACAUCUUUUCCUUGUGUUGAGGGAACAGCAUUGGUCUUUCAAUAAGUUUAGCUGUUUUAUCAACCUCUUCAUAUCAACUACAACUAUCAACAUUUACAGAUUAGAUAUCUUUAUAAGUAUGUCCAUCAACAUACCAGAAGUAGGCAAUAUACUUCUACUAUGUUUUUUUUUUAAAAACUGAAGGACUUGUGCAUCUUAUAUAUCACGCAAACAUAUGUCCCAAAUAUACUGUAUGCAUAUGUUCUGCACUAUGGUGCCACAAAAGGGAAGUAUUUUUCUGCAGUCAUAGACACACAUAUCGCUAAAAGGCAGGCAUACAUGGGACAAUCUUACUGUUGCCUUUAACACUUACCACAGGUCACAUUUUGUUCUACACAGCCAAUAUCUGUGUAAAGUAAAAUACUACAAAGCUACUGCACAUGCAUUUUGGGGAAUGGUUGAGAAAGAUGCUACAACUUUCAUUUCAGAGCUGGUCGUCGGCGUAUGGUGCAGGUGCCCCACCCAGUUGCGCCACAGCUGGGGCCUGACUGGUGGUUUGAUGUCUGAUUUGAGCAAGGGGGUUUUGAUAUCUGAAACCUGGUGUGGUUAGUCUUGAGAAGAUGGUGGCGAAAGGAUCAAGGCCCGAGUAGCUGGUAUAAUACUAUUAUCUUCCACGAGUGAUGCGUAGAAUCCUGACUAGUAUUAACUGGUAUAAUACUACUGACACCCACCAAGGGAUGCAUAGAGUAUAACUAUUAUUCACAAUCUCUCUUGGACCUUUAUUUGGUAAGAGAUUGAAAAGACUGUUUAUUAAAAUUUAAUUUGGACUUGAUGUGGAUGAUACAUUAUACCUUCAGAAGACUACACACAAUAGAUCAUGUUUUUUAUGAGUUAACUAAUAUAUACCAUUGAAACACUUGAACAGACUUGAGAUCAAGGUGCAGAUAAAAUAUCUUUGUCACUGAGCCAAGAUCAUGUACUGAUAUUUGUCACAGGACUGCAUUCUGUAGAUUUAGUCAUUUUAGUCACCUGAGUUGGGAUUCCACACUUCACCAACGUAUGGGCCAUACCACCUUCAAAUAAUUAUUGUUUGAAUAAAGAAAUCACAUCAUUUGGUGCCCAAAGUUAUCAGGUACAUCAAAUAACUGCAUGGAUACCAAUGCAGAGGCCAAUGUUAAUAGUAAUGUGUAAGAGACUAUUGUGGGAAAAACAGUAGGGUAAAAAUGUCUUGGUGUAUUCUGUGAAUACCGUUGCAUUGACAUUCAUUGUAAAUGUUAGCCUGAAUGGAAAGAGUGAGCAAGAGUCAUAACUGAUGAUUGAUAUGAUACACUUUAAAAAAAAAAAAAAAGAACAAUGUGAUCUGCUGAACUUACACUGUGCUGAUGAGCCAGGGCGCUGACCAUUCAUCACUUCCUUUGCUGGACAGAAACAUUUAAACUGUAUCUUUGUUUUACAAGUGUUCUUGAAUUUGUCAAAUCUUGCAAUAGCACCAGAUAAUGACCACAGGGAGCUUGUCCAGUGGCGCACUUUGCCAACACAGAAGAAAAAAAAACACUAUUUCCAGAUGACUUGAAUUUGUUCAAUAAGUAUGUUCUAUAAAUGUAAAAUACAAUGUUUAAUUUGUGUUGUACCGUUGUAAGUCAGAGCUUUAUCAGUGGGUGGUCAACCAGACAAUCUAAUGAGGCCCUGUUGAACCCUCAGUAAUGAAUUACAGCAUUUCGAAGAAAGGGUGCGUAUGGUGAUAUGUGUGCAAGCAAGUGUCCAGGGUGCUACAGUCAUUGUGACUCUAAGUGAUAGGACAAAAACAAAUGAUGAUACAAUAUUUAGGCUCGUGUGUGAAACACAGGGUGAGUUGGCCGGAGUGUGUGAUCUGGUGUGCAUUAGCUCUGCAUCCUCUUUUCUCAUAGAUACACCCCGGCUCUGCAUCUUCCUCACAUAGCUACAUAACACCCCCCCCCCUACACCCCCUCCUCAGUCCCUAAUAUGUUCCCAGCUCAACACCAGUACUUAUUCCACCCCUGACUCACGAGUAUACCCUUACCAAUGAGUGGACUGUUUAAGUGCCAUGUACUCUGUGUCUUGGCUGAGCUCGGGUGAUAGUUUUAUAACUUACAGCUGUGCUAGAACGAAUGGAUUGCGGCUAAAAUAUGUUCUCGUUUGUAAGGAAACAGUCAGGGGUCGGAGCCGAGUCCUCUGUUAUGCUUUUCACCUGUCCACUUGCUCAUGUAAUUACAGUAGUCAAUGGUUUAGAUGUCUUUAUUUAUUUUUGUUACUUUGAGAAAAACAAAUGAAAAGAAUAUGGAUCAAUGAUUUCUCCAUUUUGUCCAAAGAACACACUGUAGUGUUUUACCAUGGGCUCAUACAUAUAGGACUAUUACAUCAAUUGAAGCUGUUUAAUGCUGACAAUACGGAAAAUAGAAAAUAUUUUUAAUUAUGGGAUAUUUUAAUCCAGAGAAUUAUUUUGUUAAUAAAGAUAGAAAUGACAAUAAAUCUUUAUUUAAAUGAAUGCUGGUUGAAGAUAUUUGAUAUGAGAGGAUAUAUCAACCCAGCUGUUACAGUAAAGGAAUGAACUACUAAGAACCUUUUUGAGAGUAGCUGUAAUUCACAAUCUUUAAAAAAAAGAAAGAAAAAAAAAGCUACUGUGUAUGCUAUUGGAUUCUAGUUAGAUGUUUUUGGUGCUCUGAAUUUAUUCUAUAUUAUUGGUCAUAUUGUAUUUUAUUGUUGCCACUGACAAAAAACUCACUGUAUUUUCAUCUUCCAUGGGUUGCAAAUGAUAGUGUUCACCUUGUGCUGACAGUAUACAGGCACCCAUGGACUGGCCUGCAACACUAGUGAUGUCACAGGCACCCAUGGACUGGCUGGCCUGCAACACUAGUGAUGUCACAGGCACCCAUGGACUGGCUGGCCUGCAACACUAGUGAGGCACCCAUGGACUGGCCUGCAACACUAGUGAUGUCACAGGCACCCAUGGACUGGCCUGCAACACUAGUGAUGUCACAGGCACCCAUGGACUGGCCUGCAACACUAGUGAUGUCACAGGCACCCAUGGACUGGCCUGCAACACUAGUGAUGUCACAGGCACCCAUGGACUGGCCUGCAACACUAGUGAUGUCUGGAGAAACCUGAUAUUGUAGCACUGUAGCCAUAUCUGUUGGAUGAUUUUUUUUAAAAUCCCAAACCACUAUAGCUAGCUGUACUCCAAGAGUAAUAGCACUCGUGUUGCAGCUGUUCAAGCUUUUUACAAAUGUUUUAGAACAUUUUAAAAAGGGAACAACUACUGGACACUUGACUUUAUUUAGUGUCUCAGUACAAUGUCUUAACAUAACACAUAAUAUCCCAGACAAAUUUGUCAUCGUCUUUUUUAUCUGGGUGUGCUGAGGAGCUGGCAGCACAGUUUAGGACUGUUGUUUAUCAUUGCUGUUUUUCAAGGUACCUUUGGAGUAGUUUCAUAAUCAAAUUUCAUUCCAUUGUCUGAAACAUGUUGGCACUUACACACACUGGACAUUUUUACAUUUCUACAGAGAAACGCAUUAAUAUAUUUUUGGUCUUUUUCCUUGCUGUAAUCUUGAAGUUUGUGUGAUCAUGUGAAGAAUCACUUUAGACUGGUCCUGUGUUGUUUUCUUUAAAAAAAAAAACUAAAAAAAACGUCAUGAUUCAUUGCAUCUUCAUGGUGUGUGGAUGGACAAGCACAGUUCUUCUGUUUGCCGAAGGGUAUGUACAGACUUGCGACGUGAAAUAAUAAAAGGCAACAAAAGAAACCACGAGGGCCACAGUGUAGCGGACUGGCUAAGACUCAUCUCAUUCAGGUUGGAAGCUCCAGUUAAACAGAUUUGCAUCCAUUUUUGUAUUUUUGUAUAAACCUGUACAUAUAUUCUUUUUAAACUGUUGGGAAAAAACGUUGCUUUUGUUACAAAAAUGUUUGAAAAACAUUGAAAAAAAGAUUGAAACGAAUAAAUGAAAAAGAAGAAAAGAGACAGAAGAAAAGAAGAGUUGAGACAAGUUUCAAAAGUUUACAUUAUUCCAAGCCUUUGUAUAUUUUUGAGCUUGUGCUACACUUUCGUUCUUGUAUUUAUUUUUAGUACACAUUGUGGAAAUCUCAUUGUAAAUCUGAACCAUUUGCCAGGUCUACUGGCUGCUUAGUAACUGCAUAGAAAAGGCCAAUAAAUGUGAUUGCGUUGAACAA
This is a messenger RNA of Alosa sapidissima (American shad), 9605 nucleotides long. It is a transcript of the gene nhsb, whose product is annotated as Nance-Horan syndrome b (congenital cataracts and dental anomalies). The transcript has 11 exons. Bases 255 to 5090 code for a protein of 1611 amino acids. The record is from RefSeq and is a predicted model, not a curated record. Gene Ontology annotation, biological process: cell differentiation; lens development in camera-type eye. NCBI's taxonomy places the organism in Eukaryota, Metazoa, Chordata, Actinopteri, Clupeiformes, Clupeidae.